AUGAAAUUUUCCACUAUUUUAUCCGCUGCCGCUCUAGCCGCCUCUGCAUUCGCAGCUCCCAUUGAACAGCCAGAACAAGAUUUGAACUCCACUACAAUUCCUGCGGAAGCCAUCAUUUCUUACUUGGACUUGGAAGGUGACAAAGAUAUUGCAGUAGUUCCUUUCUCCAACGCUACAGACAGCGGUUUGUUAUUUGUCAACACCACCAUACUUGCCCAAGCUAACAAGGAAGCUGGGACUCCGCUACAAAAGAGGGAGGCUGACGCCGACGCUAAUGCCUGGCACUGGUUGAGGUUGUCCUACGGUCAGCCUAUCUACAAGAGAGACGCGAACGCUGAUGCUGACGCUGAUGCCGAUGCAUGGCACUGGUUGAGGUUGUCAUAUGGUCAACCAAUUUACAAGAGAGAUGCCAACGCUGAUGCCGACGCUGAUGCCGACGCUUGGCAUUGGUUGAGAUUGUCCUACGGCCAACCUAUCUACUAA
Huiozyma naganishii CBS 8797 is the source of this 483-nucleotide messenger RNA. RefSeq names its product Mf(Alpha)2p (gene MF(ALPHA)2). The transcript has a single exon. Lineage: Eukaryota; Fungi; Ascomycota; Saccharomycetes; Saccharomycetales; Saccharomycetaceae. Gene Ontology annotation, molecular function: mating pheromone activity. Gene Ontology annotation, biological process: mating; sexual reproduction. Bases 1 to 483 code for a protein of 160 amino acids. Gene Ontology annotation, cellular component: extracellular region. The record is from RefSeq and is a predicted model, not a curated record.